Molecule: messenger RNA, 6057 nt
Organism: Boeremia exigua
Lineage: Eukaryota; Fungi; Ascomycota; Dothideomycetes; Pleosporales; Didymellaceae
Exons: 2
Coding region: 110-5878 (1922 amino acids)
Biological process (GO): negative regulation of TORC1 signaling; intracellular signal transduction; positive regulation of autophagy
Cellular component (GO): GATOR1 complex
Molecular function (GO): GTPase activator activity
Source: RefSeq, a predicted model, not a curated record
CAUCUAACACCCUUUCGACUUGAGCCUCGCGUUUAUCGUGCUGAUAGAUCGUUGCCAAUGUGUGGGCCUCUGCACGCGGUAUGAAGGCGUGACCGCGGAAUCUGUCUCGAUGUCGAAAUCAAUGACGGGCUCGAAACAGGCCAGGGUGCACAAGAUAUGCACUCUGUGGACUCAUGACGAGAAUUUCUCCAAGGACGACGUUGUGUUUAAUGGCGACAAGUUUCCCGAUCUUCCAAUUACACAAGGUUGUUUGUUACAGAUAGUAGCAGUCAAUGCUGGUACAGCUGUGCGAGACUUCUCAUCAACACCGAAGGCUCCAACCCAUGACACCGGUCCGACUAAAGCGGAAGCUUUAUCCAAGGAAGCGGUCGAUGCACAUGCGCGAAAGACGCGUAGAGGAUCCUCCUCGAAGCUUAUUGAUGAGAUUGGAUCUGCUGUACCAGCAUGUCACGACUUUGACAAUGAGAAAACAUACAUAUUCACCUCGAAACCGCUUCCACAAGAUCUCAAGGCCAAGCACGCGAAUCUACAGAUAUCCAUUGCCGAGAAGAUUGCUAAGGUCUUUGGAUUUCGAAAUCGCAUGCAAGUUGUUCUUAGUGAGGCCGAUGAAGCUAGACACGAAGCACAUCAUGUUGAGCUUGUGUUCCGUGAUGAAUAUCUCGCGCGGGCGGACAUGUGGCGUAUGGCUAUAUCAGAACUCAGUAAAAGGACCGUCUAUCGCGGCCAGAAGAUCAUCUUCAUGGGUACUAUCAAAGCUACUGUGAAGCAAAUCUACAUUGACGGACAGUCUGUACAUUCCGGAUACUUCUCUCCCACAACAAAACCAGUCUUCCGCAGUGAAUCCGCCCGGUACGUCCUCUUCAUUCAAAUGUCCAGGGAAAUGUGGGACUUUGACGCCGAGGGCGCUGGUGAGAUUAUGUUCAAUAAGGUCGUCAGCGGCUUCCUCCCGGAACUUUUCAAAAGAUGGUUGAAGAUCAAUGCAAAGCACGUGGUUACAAUCAUCUUGUUCACGCGCAUGCAAUACGAUGCAGAAGCUUCGAUCGAUCGCCCCGACGAUGCAACCAGCAGACACAACGCAGAUACCAAUGCUCGCAACUUCAGGGACUACUACCGUGUCGUCGUCAGCGAUAUGGCGAGUGGGGACUGGAUCAAAAUCUUACAUCAACUGAAACUCGAGUUUCGUACAUUUCUUCGGGAAGUCUCACUAUUGGCGAAGCCCGUCGAAGAGGCGACUGAUGUAUCGAGCGACAAGAAUGGACCAGAUGAAUUGGAAACCGGCUCAAUCAUUGCCGGCAAACCGUCAUCUGCAAGCCAAGGAAAUGUUCUUGAGGCCAUCAAUUUAGCUGCAGCACAGUUUGCACAAGACCACAUUGACCGAGAUUUGGUCAGGACUGGUAUCUCUGUGGUCGUAAUUACACCUGGAACAGGCGUGUUUGAGGUUGAUUAUAACAUGUUGAAACUUACCACGGACACUUUGAUCGGGUCUGGCAUAGGGAUCGACCUGGUCUGUUUGUCGCCGAUGCCUCUUCAUUCAGUGCCACUUUUCAAAUACCGGACCCCUUCACUUGUAUCAGACUCCAGGGCCGUUCACAAAGAAGCCACCUAUCCUUCAGAUGGAGUUGCUGGCGAGCUUGAUGAGAAAACCCCAAAACAAAGUCAGCCCAACUUUGGACCCAUGGCGUCCAUGGACUCUAUGUCACCCCCCAACAUCAACGAUUCGACACUUCCAAUAACAGACGCCACGAGUAGCUGGAAAUUUGCAAUGCCAUAUUGGGUGGACAUUUCCUUCUGGUCCAGACAGUCUAAUGACAUGCUGGAGUUGACAAAGGCUAGGAACGCGAAUCGAGUCGUGAAACAUCAUCACAGAAAACGGCGGACCUUUGCGCUAAGAUGUCGUUUGUACGAGCUGCAAAUGAUGGGUGUCAUCGAAAAUGAACUCGGUGAUAUCUCGUUGCCUUACCUGGAAGAAGAGCACAGCUAUCCGUGCAUAGAUGGGGAUGCUAGUAGAGACGGUACCAAAACAAGCACCAUCGCUCUCAACACUGCCACCGACUCUAUUGGAUCGUUUUCGUCCAAAGGCGAUCGGAUAUACCCGGAUUCGAGAACAAAUAUGUACAAGGCGUGGAUGGAGGCAUACGAUACCAGCAUCUUUGCAUCUGCGAGUGAUCGUCUCUCAAUCAGUCAGCCAACAAGCGGCAAAGACAGGACGCAAGGAGACCCGCAAUCGAGCUCGCCUUCUGGUCCCCUCAAAGACGCUUUUCUGUCAACUUCAUUUCUGAAAAAUCGAGCAGCAACGGGAAAGCAAGCACGGUUGUCCCCAGAUGUGGCUACGCAGCCAAUCUCUCUUAGCAGAUAUGGAGACAUAGAGAAUUCCUCCCCUCGCAGCAAUUUUAACCAUUUGCUGGGGGAGAGGCCGGUAGGGGUGCCGCGUGCUGACGUUCUGCGACGGCAAACCGGCUUUGCGCACACCUCAACUGAUAGCUCUCGUCUUAACAUGAAUCGUCAAGAUCGCUUAGGUGAUUCUAUCGCCAAUCCUGCCACCCGUCCUCACUCACCUGCAGCAAGUCGUGGUCACUCUCCACCGAGGAGGUCUGGGAUCCCCACAGUUUCUAUCGCUGCUAGCCCAGUGCCAACACAAGCUCAAACUAAGCCACGACCGUCAAAUUGGUUUUUGAGGCAGAUCAGCUUUGGUGGCAAAGCGACCGCAGCCAAACCGACCUUGGGUGAUGCUACUACAGACAUUACACAAGGUAAGGUGAAACCUGCGAUGCUCACAGUCGAGAAAAGCCAAAAGGGUGCCAUCGCCGAAAGAUUAGCAAGCACGAGGCUUACCUCGACGGAGAAACCUUCUCAGCCAAUUGCAAUCCGAUCAUCCUCUCGGGCUGGCCUUUCAUCUAGUGGCACGCCCUCUCCUGACCAUGGUGGUCGUUCUGUGGAAACUGUGAGAGAUUUGCGAACACGGCGGACUUCAGUUCCGUCACACCCAAGCUCGAUGAAGAAAGAUCCCGGAUCGACGUUUCUCAUCGCUGGUAAAGGGGACACGAAGCCAAAUCUGGAUCUUUCAUCGAGCGGAGGGGCAAAAGAUGUACCGAAGACGUUGUCGCCGACCAGUGCAAUCGCACCGUGGGCUGUUCUGGUCAACCCAUGCAAUCCACGGAAAAACUCUAUGAACAGCAUGAAUCAAUACCGCCGGUGGCAUCAUGUAUUCCCUCGAACUUUGCGGACCGGUACCAUGAAAUGGAGGUCCCUUUGUUCACCCGCCGCUGUACCUCUGACACACGAGUGGUUUCCGACUGCAGAACAGCUCUCAUCAGAGUACAAUGAAAGCCCGUAUAAAAUUACUCAGAGCGACGAUGACGAGAUCUUAGAAGCUCCCCGAGGCAGAGAGACUUUGCUCCGUGAGCUUGUUGCCUUUCGGCUAUCACAUGGAUUUCAAAUGUGCACCGGAACCGCAGUGGCAGACUUUUCUGGAAAACGAGAGAAAUCACUGUCAAGUAUUCUAGCGCCUGAGUAUCUAGCCUCAGAUGGAGACACAGUUUUUAUGACUGUGGGCACCAGUAUCCAUCAGUUGGUAUGCAUAGCUGGAGGGGAAGUGGAGGUCAAGCGGUACCACCGAAAGCCAACCACAGCCUUGGAAUCUUCAGCAGGCAUCGACACGCCUCUUCCGUACAGACCAUACAUUCGGACUGCAUUUGAAACCACGUAUGAUCCAAGAAACAUCAUUUUGCGCCCACCUCGCAGAGAGUACAACUGGAACUUCAUCGACACUUUCUUGGCUGGUUAUCAAGACGAGUUCUCCGACGUGCUACGAUUCUGGAGGGCGCGAUUUGUAUUGAUCCCCGUCGAAAUACCCUCAGUAAAUCGUCGACCGCUGCCUAUGCUAGCUGAAGAUUCUGAGGAAGAGGUCAGGCUGGAGGGCAUCAGAAAGCUUACGCAAUUGUGGCAAAGAUAUCGUUAUUUCCUUCCGGAAGAACGCUCCUCGCAGGUCACAAGUUCUUCGAAACAAAAGGACCCUAAUCCCCUUGCAAUCGAGUAUCAUACCCGCGAUCCUUCGGCCGUGGUGGCGGCCAGCUCUGUCAACCCCCUUUUCAACAGCUCUGAGAAUGAGCUGCCAGGCCCCAUAUUUUCUGACGCAGAGAAAUAUUCCAUAUUCAACAUGGACCUCAAGAAGCUGGCCGAAGACCUCCAGAGCGAGCGAGGGAUACAGAUGCUCGAUCGCCGUUGGCAUUGGAAGCUUCAUUACAACUGUUUCCUCGGCUUUGAUCUCACUAAUUGGCUAUUGAACAAUUUCAAAGAGAUAGACACUCGUGAGGGUGCAGUCGAUCUUGGCAACCUACUCAUGGAUAGGGGCUUAUUUCAGCACGUUCAACGAAGGCACCACUUCCGCGACGGCAACUUCUUCUUCCAGAUUGCACCCGAGUACCGGGCUCCACGGCCCGAAUCGCGUGCUGGUUGGUUCAGCUUGCGCAAGGCCGACAAGUCUGUUCCCUUGACACCGUCAGUCGAAGGAUCAAAGAUAUCGCCACUCACGGCUAGAGGUGUCAUGUCUAGACCAACCACAGCAGAAUCAUCGUCUACGUCGAACGCUUCUGAUUCAGCGAAAGAUGACACGAAGACAAACACACGAGCAGGCACGGGUAGAAGAAGAGUGAUGUUGUCACGCGCAUUGCGGUACGAUGUCGACUCGAGGAAACGCUCGUACCGGCCAGAGAUCAUAUCGCUGCAUUACGAUCUCGUCCAUAAUCCGGACAACUGCUACCACAUACGAAUUGACUGGAUGAACGUUACGGCAAAGCUUAUCGAGGACGCAAUCGUUACUUGGGCGACCAGUGUAGAGAAAUACGGUCUGAAGUUGGUCGAAGUUCCCAUUGCAGAACUUGGCAACAUCACAGACUAUCAUCCUUUUCGUUCACCGUACCACAUUAAACUUGCAAUGCAGCCUCCCCAGAAUCAACCAGAGGCCAUGUGGGACUCGAUGCACUUUUCGCCGCAAUACUCGCGGACUGAUAAGUUUGCAUACCACAAAGCAUUGCUGAGAAAGCUCAACUUUGUGCUUGACAUGGAAGCUGCGAGCGCAUUUCCCCCCGAUGUCGAUGUGUCGUACUCGUGGGGCAAUCCAGACUACAAAUACACACAAUUCAUACACCGAAGCGGAGGGCUGCUCGCUCAGAUUACCGGAGACGGCAACUUCAUGGUGCUCGCAAACAGGCUGGCGCACAACCGCGCCAAAGACAUGAGUCGGAUCCGCCCACUUGACCUUUACGAACACAAAAAAGUCACGACUGAUGGUAGUCAAAGCAGUAGGAUCCCAUCCACGCCUGCCAUGGAGCGUCCAAACCCCCAUCGCAGCCCUUUCUCGAGUCCGUUGGUAAGGCCUGUGCAAGAUACAAGUCUGCUGCAUAGUGCUCUGGAGAAACAUGCUGCAGCGCAGCCAGUACCGGCAACGCAGGCAAUGCAGACGCCUGAGCAAGUCAAGGACGAAUUGGAGGCAUUUUGUGGCGACGCGGCGCUCCUCGGUCAGUUCUAUAGCGAAGCGUUCAGGCAAGCGCCGUCACCAUCCCCACGUAUCCUGCCUGUCCUCGACAACAACAUUCCUAACCUGGGCCUACCACCGGCAAUCAGCAUACGCGAAGCCAGCCCAGCAAGCCGAGACUGGUCACCAGCGUCCAGCAUGAUGGGCAGUCGUGCGGCGGCAGAACGCAUCGGCGGUAUCAGCGAGAUGGCGUUCAGCAGUGCCAGCGGCAUCGCGGGAAGAAGACAGGGCAGUGAGGGGAGUAUGUCGACUCUGGGCAAGAGGGGCAGCAUCACAGAGUCUAGUGCUGCGGGCAGUGUGCCGAAGAGGCAGGACAGCCAGGGCAGUGCUGGGACGGGCAUGUAACGCUGCAACGGACCAUGGCGGUGGAUGGUUGGAGAUAUUUGGUUAGAUAAGGCGGGCUGCAUGCAGCGGCCACACGUGCUGAUAAGCAGCUGAGUGUGUGUGACGCGGGCGGUGAGGAGGACAUGGAUAGCGGGGGGACGUAGCGAUGCAGCAAUGCAGGGGUGCAGCAACAUGCAAGC